AUGGAACUGACAGUUUUAGGUAAACCUCCUCGCUGGACACCACUCCAAGCUCCACAGCGUUUGAAAGAAGACGACGGACAGUACUUUCGCGACCCCAAUGCUGCAAAGUAUCCCGACUUCCCCAUGGCACCCGUCGUACAUGCUAUUACAGAGACCGACCCCGAAUUCGACGCUACGAACACCGAUGUCUUCGCAUGCGGAAGCACCCUUGGCAACCUCCUGCGCUUCGCUCGCGGUGUCGACAAAGCCUUUCGGUUUAAUAUCGAGGUCAUUGGCGAGACUGUCUUCUUUGUACGGAAAGAGAACGACCCCAAAGAAGUUAUCAAGGAUAUCAGAGGCUUUGGUCAUACGUUUCCAGAAGCAUACACCACAUGGGAGCAUAGUGUUAAGGGUUCUGAGACACACCAGCGCAUCACACGAUAUGAGUUUGGCGGCUUGGAGUGUCUUGUACGCUUCGAAAGCGACGGCUACAUUGAUGACUCCCUAGCAGUCCGUGAUGUCGCGCCCGCACAGACUGCUGGGGACCAAGAUGAGCUUCUGCAAGCAUUCCAGCAAGCAGCCAUCGGCCGUUCGCCCAGCAACGCGAUGGGUAAGCCGGAAAAGCUCAAGAUCGAACACCGCGGAUCUACAGUACCGCAUCACUCCAUCUUUGACCUGAAGACACGCUCAGGCAAAUACAAGAAACCCAUCGACAUGACCGACAUCUACCCGGCGCUCUGGAUGAAACAGAUAUCCAAAUUCAUCGUUGCCUACCACGACGGCCAUGGCCUUUUCGAAGACAUACAGGUACAAGAUGUCAAGAGCGAUGUGCGAGCCUGGGUCCGAGAGAAUAGAGACGGUAUCCGCCGCUUCGCAACACUGCUCAAUGAGAUUGUUGACAUCGCCAAGAACAGUACAAACAAGUUGCUCGAAGUGUAUUGCCCCGGAGCGGAUCGCUUAGAGGUCCGAAAACAGUACGGCGACGGCGUACACGCGUUGCCUACAGACUUGGUUGACAGGUGGGAGAAGGCAGAGUUCGGUGCCUCUGUUCCUCAGGAUGAUGCUUCUGAUGAGGACGAAUACAAUGAUGGCGGUGUCGAUAUUGAUGCAAGGUAUGGGUUUGGCAGUGGCUACGACGACGACUCGGGUUCUGAGCCAGACUACACUGCGUGUUCUGCUGAGGACUGUGGGUACUGCGGAAAGUGUACGUACUAA
Messenger RNA from Alternaria novae-zelandiae, 1194 nucleotides. RefSeq lists its product as uncharacterized. The record is from RefSeq and is a predicted model, not a curated record. NCBI's taxonomy places the organism in Eukaryota, Fungi, Ascomycota, Dothideomycetes, Pleosporales, Pleosporaceae. The transcript has a single exon. Bases 1 to 1194 code for a protein of 397 amino acids.